Messenger RNA from Ostrinia nubilalis (European corn borer), 1299 nucleotides. Its product is annotated as synaptotagmin-10-like. The transcript has 9 exons. Lineage: Eukaryota; Metazoa; Arthropoda; Insecta; Lepidoptera; Crambidae. Gene Ontology annotation, biological process: regulation of dopamine secretion; calcium-ion regulated exocytosis; cellular response to calcium ion. Gene Ontology annotation, cellular component: exocytic vesicle; plasma membrane. Bases 1 to 1299 code for a protein of 432 amino acids. Gene Ontology annotation, molecular function: calcium-dependent phospholipid binding; clathrin binding; SNARE binding. The record is from RefSeq and is a predicted model, not a curated record.
AUGGCAGCUGUGCUGCUGGCUGCUGUGGGCUACCAGUGUGCUGCGACAUGGCGCUGGAUCAUGGGCAGGACAAGAAGAGAAUCCGAGGAGAGCAACUGCGACUCCCUCUCUCGACAAGCCGCUAUCCGCAUUAGCCACUCCCUGCCUGAUCUGCAGACGGAGCCCUUGAAGCAGGAGUACGUUCAGGAGCACAAGGACCCGGCUAAAAAGGUCCUCCGGCAGACCACGCUCCCUAUCGUGCCAGACCGCCACCAAACCUUCCAGCGUCAGUUGUCGCACCGCCUUGACCUGCCUUCCAUCCAGUUCAGCAUCUGCAGCCUGGAGCGUGCUGACUCUUCCAUUGGACUUAUUAAGCCGGAGCUAUACAAGAACGAGCUGGUGCGCCAGUCAUCCACCGACAGCGCUGAGCUGGAGUUCUGCGGGAAGCUGCAUUUCGCUCUCAAGUACGACCAGGAAGUGGAGGCUCUUGUUGUCAAGAUCUUCGAAGCCCGCGACCUGCCCAUCAAGGACGUGACGGGCAGCAGCGACCCAUACAUCAAGGUGUUCCUGCUGCCUGACCGCAAGAAGAAGUUCCAGACCAAGGUCCACCGCAAGAACUUGAAUCCGGUGUUCAACGAGACAUUUUUGUUCAGCGUGCCAUACGAGGAGCUGCGGCAACGUUACCUCCAAUUCUCCGUGUAUGACUUCGAUCGGUUCAGCCGCCACGACCUGAUUGGUCACGUGGUGCUGAAGGGACUCCUGGAGUCCGCAGACCUGCAUCAGGAGAUCGAGUAUACGAUGAACAUCCUUGCUCCACCUCAGGAGAAGAAAGACCUUGGAGAGCUGAUGCUGUCACUGUGCUACUUGCCGACGGCAGGCCGACUGACGGUGACCGUCAUCAAGGGCAGGAACCUCAAGGCCAUGGACAUCAAUGGGUCCUCAGAUCCGUACGUGAAGAUCUGCCUCAUCUGCCAAGGCAAGCGCAUCAAGAAGAAGAAGACGACCGUCAAGAAGAACACCCUGAGUCCGGUGUACAACGAGGCGCUGGUCUUCGACCUGCCGGCUGACAACGUGUUUGACGUCACGCUGCUUGUCAAAGUCAUCGACUAUGACAGGAUCGGACCCAACGAGCUGAUCGGCUGCACAGCCAUUGGUUCCACUCUGAUCGGCAUCGGCCGCGACCAUUGGCUAGAGAUGCUGGACAACCCUCGCAAACCAGUCGCCCAGUGGUACCCGCUGAACAAAAGCCCUCCUGCCAAUGUCACGCUGCCAAACAAUACCCAGCAGAACUCCGGGCUCAGUUGUCUAAAUGGAAGGUAA